Populus nigra (black poplar) is the source of this 3763-nucleotide messenger RNA. RefSeq names its product alpha-mannosidase At3g26720-like. Gene Ontology annotation, biological process: mannose metabolic process. NCBI's taxonomy places the organism in Eukaryota, Viridiplantae, Streptophyta, Magnoliopsida, Malpighiales, Salicaceae. The record is from RefSeq and is a predicted model, not a curated record. The transcript has 29 exons. Bases 429 to 3491 code for a protein of 1020 amino acids. Gene Ontology annotation, molecular function: alpha-mannosidase activity; carbohydrate binding.
GGUUUCUUGAUUAACUGCUAAGCCGAGCCAAGUUUAACAGUUAUAUAUCUUGCUUUGUUUUUCUUUGAUGUGAUUACCUUUCCCCCUUUUUUUUUAACCACUCAAUCCAUUUUCUCAUCAUAUCACUUUCAAAGAAGAAAAAAAUUGUAAGAAAAGAAGCAGCAAUCUCGGUGUGCACGCCUCUCCAGACACAACAGAGUUAAUAAUUACAAGAAAAGGAGCUGUCUUGCUUUCCAAAUAAGCGAGACUUCAUCAUUAGACUGGUUCAAGACUUUGCCCGCAAGAAGAAGAAGAAGAAGAGCAGUACAAAACCCAUCACUGAGACUUAGCUAAAACAAAGAUAGCAUGAUCAGUACUACUUUUCCCAUGAUUUCUUCAUCAUUGUCCUUCUGAAUUUUAGAGCAAAGGGUGUAAACGAAGUAGCAGCAAUGGCGGCGGUGGGGAUGUUGCUGUGGUGUUUAACAAUCUAUUUGCAGGGGGGGCUUUGGUUGCCGGUGGAAUCCAAGUACAUAGCUUAUAACACCACAGGGAGAAUCGCUCCUGGCAAGAUUAACGUUCAUUUGGUACCCCACUCUCACGAUGAUGUUGGGUGGUUGAAGACUGUUGAUCAGUACUAUUUUGGCGGUAACAAUUCUAUCCGGGGAGCGUGUGUGCAGAAUGUGAUAGACUCUGUAAUGUCUUCUUUGUUCGAGGAUAAGAAUCGCAAGUUCAUCUAUGUAGAGAUGGCAUUCUUCCAGAGAUGGUGGAGACAGCAAAGUGAAGCAAUGAAGAUUAAAGUCAAGGACCUUGUCAACUCUGGUCAACUUGAAUUCAUAAAUGGGGGCAUGUGUAUGCAUGAUGAGGCAACCCCGCAUUAUAUUGAUCUGAUUGAUCAGACAACUUUAGGCCACAAAUAUAUCAAAGAUGAAUUUGGUCAGCUUCCAAGAGUUGGUUGGCAGAUUGACCCUUUUGGACAUUCUGCUGUUCAAGCCUAUUUGCUGGGUGCUGAGUUAGGAUUCGACUCUCUUUUUUUUGCUCGAAUCGAUUACCAAGAUAGAGCUAAGCGAUUGAAGGAGAAGAAUCUUGAGGUUGUCUGGCAGGGUUCCAAGUCCCUUGGUUCAACUUCACAGAUAUUUACCGGUAUAUUUCCUAGGCAUUAUGACCCUCCUGAUGGAUUCACAUUUGAAAUAAAUGAUGUGUCCCCGCCUAUUCAGGACGAUGUUCUCCUGUUUGACUAUAACGUUCAAGAGAGGGUCAAUGCCUUUGUUGCUGCUGCUUUAGCUCAGGCUAAUGUAACCAGGACAAAUCAUAUAAUGUGGCUGAUGGGGACGGAUUUUCGCUAUCAGUAUGCAAAUUCAUGGUUCAGGCAGAUGGACAAGUUCAUUCAUUAUGUGAAUCAGGAUGGUCGGGUAAAUGCUCUAUAUUCAACCCCAUCCAUUUAUACCGAUUUGAAACAUGCAGCAGAUGAAGAAUGGCCUCUCAAAACAGAAGAUUUUUUCCCAUACGUGGAUCAUCCAAAUGCAUAUUGGACUGGUUAUUUUACAAGCAGGCCAGCCUUCAAAGGCUAUGUCAGAUUGAUGAGUGGAUACUAUCUUGCUGCAAGGCAGCUAGAAUUCUUUAAAGGCAGAAAUUCUUCAGGGCCAAACACUGAUGCUCUAGCUGAUGCUUUGGCAAUUGCACAACAUCAUGAUGCAGUUAGUGGUACAGAAAGGCAGCAUGUUGCCGCUGAUUAUGCUCUGCGACUGUCAAUUGGCUAUAAGGAGGCUGAGAAAUUGGUUGCCUCUUCACUUGCUUCUUUGGCAGAGUCAACUUCAAAUAUCAGACAAGGGAACACUGUCAUCAAUUUUCAGCAAUGUCCACUUCUUAAUAUAAGUUACUGUCCUCCUUCAGAAGCUGACUUGUCUGAUGGGAAAAGCUUGCUGGUGGUUGUUUACAAUCCUCUAGGAUGGAAAAGAGAGGAAGUCAUACGAAUUCCAGUUUCCACUGAAAAAGUUGUGGUUCGAGAUUCUAGUGGGGGAGAAAUUGAAUCUCAGCUUCUACCUAUAUCAAAUGCAACACCACACAUAAGAAGGAAAUAUGUAAAAGCAUAUUUGGGUAAAUUCCCACGUGAGGCACUUAAGUAUUGGCUUGCAUUUUCAGCAUCCCUACCACCCCUUGGUUUCAACACUUACAUCGUUUCUGGAGCAAAACAGACAGGCCCUAGGUCAACUAUCUCAUUGGUACAGACAUCAAAUGAAAGUACAAAUGAAACCAUAGAAGUUGGCCAAGGAAGUUUGAAGCUACUUUAUUCUGCAGAUGAAGGGAAACUCACUCAUUAUUUGAAUAGCAGAAGCUUGGUUACCUCCACUGCUGGACAAUCAUACAGUUAUUAUACUGGAAAUGAUGGCACUGAUAAAGAUCCACAGGCCUCUGGGGCAUAUGUUUUUCGACCAAACAGUACAUUACCAAUAAAACCCCAAUACCAGGUUCCUUUGACUGUUAUGCGGGGUCCACUACUGGAUGAAGUACACCAGCACCUUAAUUCAUGGAUAUCGCAGGUUACCAGGGUCUACAAAGGAAAGGAGCAUGCUGAAGUUGAAUUCACUAUUGGGCCUAUACCUGUAGAUGAUGGAACAGGGAAAGAAAUCACAACCCAAAUCACAACCACAAUAAAGAGCAAUAGAACGUUCUACACAGACUCUAAUGGACGUGACUUCAUUAAACGGGUGCGAGACUCAAGGACAGACUGGGAGCUCCAAGUGAAUCAACCAAUUGCUGGAAAUUAUUACCCUGUAAAUCUUGGAAUUUAUAUUCAAGACAACAGCACAGAGCUCUCCUUGUUGGUGGACCGCUCAGUGGGAGGAUCUAGCUUAGUGGAUGGUCAAAUAGAGCUGAUGCUUCAUAGGAGGUUGCUUCAUGAUGAUGCAAGAGGUGUUGGUGAAGUGUUGAAUGAGACAGUCUGUGUCUUGGAUAGAUGUGAAGGUUUAACUAUCCAAGGAAAGUUCUUUCUCAGAAUUGAUCAGCUAGGAGAAGGUGCCAAGUGGCGUCGAACAUUUGGCCAAGAGAUAUAUUCCCCAGUUCUGUUAGCCUUCACAGAGCAGGAUGGAAGUACUGAGAUGAAUUUCCCACUGCCAACUUUUUCAGGAAUUGAUCCAUCUUACUCGUUACCCAAUAACGUUGCUGUCAUAACUCUGCAGGAACUUGAAAACGGGAAAGUGCUCCUUCGGUUGGCUCACCUUUAUGAGACCGGGGAGGACAAGGAUUAUUCAGUAAUGGCAAGCGUGGAGUUGAAAAUGCUAUUUCCGAAGAAGAAGAUAGUUGAAGUCACAGAAUUGAGCUUAUCUGCCAAUCAAGAAAGAACUGACAUGGAAAAGAAGAGGCUGGUGUGGAAAGUCGAAGGCUCCACCGGAGAAGAACCCAAGGUGGUGCGGGGAGGACCUGUUGAUCCCGCCAAGCUAGUGGUGGAGCUUGUCCCCAUGGAAAUCCGCACUUUCCACGUAGACUUUGAUCACCUCCAAAUGUUUGGUUCCUGAAAGAGAAAAGGGUCGGGCUUCUGCAAUACCCACAGAAGAAGAGACUUAUUUUUAUGUGGUAAAUGUUGCCCAAAUCUCCUGUAGUUUUGAGCCGAAUUGCAAAAUCCAAGAAAGUAAGAAAGAAAUAAACAGCAAAUAUUAACAGAGUGAACUUUGGUUUAUAUGGCCAAUAGGAUCCAGAGCAAGUAGCAGUGAACUCUUUGUACAAGUCAUGGUGGUCUGGAUCUCUAAACAUAACCUUUUCAAGUAUAACAUGUCAAGACUAAACUCCA